AUGUCAAACUCUCAGGUGGACACCCUGGGCCCUGUGUCACACCCGUCAUUGGUGCGCCUGGUGGGGUGGGCGGAGGAGGUAGGGCGCAACAUGCUUGUGUACAACCACCCCACCCCACUGCCGCACCCCUCCGACGUUCCCCCCUCCCCCUCCCCCUCCUCCUUCCGCCGGGGCGGUGGCUCCUCUGCUGGCGGCGCUAAGAGAAUCCCAGGCGCUGCUGCUGGUGCUGGUGGUGGUGGUGCUGCUGCUGCCAGUGGUGCUUCUUUCGCAGGGCCCAGCAGUGUUGGUACCAGCGGUGGUGCGGGUGCCAAUCGAGUUUUUGAUGCUCUCGGCCCUGCUGCCGCCGCUGCUGGUGGCCCUGCUGCCGCCCCUGACGGUGCCGCUGCUAUCUGGGCUGAUGUUGCUGGCGCUGAGGAGGCAGCGGGCGGGGGCACGCUUCUGGAGUAUCUGCUUCGGCACCAGCAAUUGCAGCAGCAGCAGCAGCAGCAGCAGCAGCAGCAGUUGACAGGCGGCGCAUUGGGAGACGCCACUCUAUCUCUCCCCUUUGAGCGCCGGGUGGAGAUAGCUCACAGCCUGGCAGCAGCCCUGCACCACCUGCACUGCUGCGUGGACCCCCCCCUGGUGCACCGCCAAGUCAACUCCGGCAACGUGCUGCUGCUGCCGCACUGGCCCUUCGUGAGUGACCCUCCACUGCAUCCCAACAAUUCUCACAACUUAACAACAGUUUUGUUUUGCGCCCCUCUCUGUGCCCCUAUCUCCUCCUGCCAGGCGCGGCUUGCCAACGUGGGGGAGGUCAAGGGGCUGCCCUACGCGCCCACCAUUUAUGUGCGGCGCAACCGGGCAGCAUAUGUUGACCCGGAGUACUUUAUCGCUCUCAGGGCGUCUGCUGCUAGCGAUGUGUACAGUUUCGGCAUAAUACUGCUCGAGCUCCUAACCGGCCAGCCAGCAGAGCAGAUCGACCCGGCCACAGGUCGCCGCGCCUACCUCAACAUACCCGCGCUCACCGCGCUCAUCCGCGCGCACCACCUUGCGCCGCUCCUCGACCCCGCGCUGCCCUUCCCCCCCACGCCCGCGCCCACCGCGCUGCAAGCCCUGGCGUCCCUCGCCGUUGACUGCACUGUCCGCCACGCGAAGCAGCGCCCAGACGCGUCCGCCGUGCUUCUACAGAUGGAAGGGAUUCGCGAGGCGGUGCAGAACGGCCUAGCCGUGCAGGGCCGCGAGGGCGACCACCUCUCGCUCUCCAUACCUGCUGGCUCGCUUGCCGAGGCGGAGGCUCGGGGGAGGCUCGGCAGCAGGAGCGGGGGGCUGGUGGGCGGGUCGGGCAGGGAAUGGGGGUCAGCUGGGGAGUUGUCUGGCUCGCACGGCCCUUCUGGUUGGAGUGCAGGGGGCCCCCUGUCUGUUGACUCUGGAAGCGGCAUGAGCGGCGGAGGAAGCUUCUCAGAAGGCUCAUCUGCGUUCUAUUCUGGCGAACAGCCACGUGGGAUCAUCUCGUCUUCGUCCUACCCGCAGGCGCUCUCCUCCCUGCCCCAUCAACCGCCCUCCCCCCAUCCACCCCCCUCCCCCCAUACACCCAUCAAGCGCUCCUCCCUGCCCCGCACGCACACUGCCCCGCUGGUCUCCCCCCGCCUCCUCCCCACUCUCCCCCUCUUCGAAGCGCCGCACUUCUCCUUCCAGGCGCUACAGCAGGCUACGGAGGGGUUCGCCCCGCACAGGGUGCACCGGCAGGCGCACCUGGGGGAGGUGUACCUGGGGACGAUCAAGACCGUGGGGGAGGUGAUGGUGGUGCGACAGAUGGCGCCAUGGGCGGGGGAAGGGGGAAGCACUGGGGGAGGGGGAAGCUUUGGGGGAGAUAGACGCGUGUGCCUGCUCGCUUACAACCACACCGACGCCCCUGACCUCUUCCACUCGCUGCACCUCCCAGGUGAGGCGUCUACCAGACCCGCAACGACGACUUCGCCUCGCCCUACUGCCAUGCGUAAGCUCCCCUCGCCUCGCCCUACUGCCAUGCGUAAGCUCCCCUCGCCUCGCCCUACUGCCAUGCGUAAGCUCCCCUCGCCUCGCCCUACUGCCAUGCGUAAGCUCCCCUCGCCUCGCCCUACUGCCAUGCGUAAGCUCCCCUCGCCUCGCCCUACUGCCAUGCGUAAGCUCCCCUCGCCUCGCCCUACUGCCAUGCGUAAGCUCCCCUCGCCUCGCCCUACUGCCAUGCGUAAGCUCCCCUCGCCUCGCCCUACUGCCAUGCGUAAGCUCCCCUCGCCUCGCCCUACUGCCAUGCGUAAGCUCCCCUCGCCUCGCCCUACUGCCAUGCGUAAGCUCCCCUCGCCUCGCCCUACUGCCAUGCGUAAGCUCCCCUCGCCUCGCCCUACUGCCAUGCAGUGCGCCACCACAGGGGAGACGGACAAAACCACCGACAUGUACGCUUAUGGCGUGCUGCUUCUUGAGCUCAUUUCUGGGAAGCUUCCGUACGAUGACGAUCGUGAUCCGGUGCAGCUGAGUGACUGGGCACGGCAGCAGGACUGGAGCAGCACAGAGUCAAUAAAGGAGAUGGUGGAUCCGCUUCUAGAGGGGAUGUACAAUGAGGAUGAGGUGGUUAUAUUGGCGUCCCUUGCAAUGCGAUGCAUCAAUGUGGAUAAGAGGGAGCGGCCGACAGUCAAAGAGGUGCAUGAUCUCUUGGCUUCUAACAUCAAAGCAUUCUCGCACAGAAAUGCAGCCCGUCGCCACACUCGCAACAAGGCCACAGAUUAUCGAAGUAACCGGAUGUUUGGCGAAAACGAUUUGCGACGAAAGUUCUCGAGUCGGAAGCUGCUGCAUUUCCUCCGCGUCACGCGCGUCGCCGCCUCAAUGGCGCGGCUGUGUCUCUUACUGACUGCGCUCGUCGUCGCUGUCGUCUCUGUUGACAAUGUCGCCUGCAUUCGCGGCGAGCUUUCUGCGCACGCGCUCGCUUCAGGCGAAGGAUCACAGACGGUGAACUCCGUUUCGUCGAAGGAAACUUCGACUCUGGUCAGACGGCGGCUUCUUCAAGCCAAGAAGCGCCUUCGUCGCAAGCAGCAGUUGGACGACGGUCCGGGGAGCGCAUUGGCGGAAGAAGCCCCGCGGAAGGCCAAGAAGCGCGCUGGGGACGCUGCAGCGGCCGCGGAGGGGGGGGUGCACGGAAAGGCGGAAGGGUGCUGGGGGAACAAGGUUUUUGUCCCUUUUUUCACCUGCUAUACAGCAUCCCCAUCGCAUCCCCGUCGCAUCCUCAUCGCAUCCCCAUCGCAUCCCCAUCGCAUCCCCAUCGCAUCCCCGUCGCAUCCUUCGCCCUCUCACCCGCCGUUCCGCUUACCUCCGCCGCCUGUCCCUUCUCUUCCCGCCCCCAACCAUCUUCUCCCUUUCCGCGCCUACCCCCGCGCGCCUCACCCUUCCAGAGCCGCGCAGCCCCAGCCGCAGCUGGACACGAUCCCCGCACAGCUGCCCGCGCAGAUCCCCGAAACCCCCCCCAGUACCGCCACGCUGCUCGACCCCGUCCCCACGGACGUGCCCUCCGCGUCGGACCAGCCGUCCCUCUCCACCUCCUCCGCGCUCUCCGCCUCCGCGGUCUCUCCCGCGGAUGUUCUCCCCCGCGGACGAGCUGGCGGGGCUGACCCAGCGCGUGGCCAAGAGUGUGAGGGACGUGCGGGGGUGUGCGAGAUGGUGGACCACAGCCUGGCGCCAUGGACGCGCAUCCCUCAGAUCCGCGACGGCAUGGGCGCUGCAGGCAUGGUGGCGCCCAGCCUUAUCAAGACCAUCAGCCAGCGCGCCCGGGUGAGCAUGGGUUGGGAGAGGGGGGUGGCGAAUGGCAUGGGAGCAGACGACAUGGGCGCUGCAGGCAUGGUGGCGCCCAGCCUCAUCAAGACCAUCAGCCAGCGCACCCGGUUCAUGUCGUGCGCGGGCCAUGUGAGGGUGGUGGACGGGUCAGUCUAUUUCCGCCUGGGGGGAUUCAUCACCGUCCCCUACCGAGUCAGGCGCUUCCUGCAAACCGUGCAGAUCAUCCAGCGCGCAGUCGACUUCUACAACCUAGCGGCCGUCCGGGCGGAGUUUUUUGUCAACACGUGCGACCUGCCCAUCAGCUACGACAGCGACGUGGGCGGCAGCCGCCCGGUGGGGUUCCCCUUCUUCAGCACGCGCGUGGUCCCCGGCUCCGUUGACGUGGCUAUCCCGGACCCCCUUGACCUACCUGAGAACAUGGACCUGCCUGAAAAUGUUGAGGUUCCCUGGGAGGAGAAGGAGAACCGCGCUGUGUUCCGUGGCACGGCCAGCAGCUUCCCCUUUGAGGACUCGCAGAACUGGCGCUCUCACCCCCUCAUCCGCCUGCACAGGAUGGAGGCGGACGGAGUGGCCAUGGUGGGGCGCACCACACUCACCUCCGAUCCACCAAUGAGCAAGUUCAAGUACCAGAUCGUAUCAGGCCUGCCCUCCUCUCACCAGACCUGCGCCAUCCUCUCUCGGGGCGAGCAGGUGGCCAUCAGGCAGGCCACCCCCUACGCGGAGUUCUUCACGCCGCUCUUAAAGCCCUACGUGAACUUCAUUCCAGCGAAUCGGCACUUUGACAACCUGAUUGAGAAGCUGCGAUGGGCUCAGAGCCACGACAACCACGUGCAUCACAUGGUGGCUGCUGGCAAGCGGGCAGCCAAGUGA
Molecule: messenger RNA, 4650 nt
Organism: Closterium sp. Yama58-4
Lineage: Eukaryota; Viridiplantae; Streptophyta; Zygnematophyceae; Desmidiales; Closteriaceae
Source: the annotation of a GenBank genome assembly